Messenger RNA from Crotalus tigris (Tiger rattlesnake), 5572 nucleotides. It is a transcript of the gene SEMA4A, whose product is annotated as semaphorin 4A. The record is from RefSeq and is a predicted model, not a curated record. Gene Ontology annotation, molecular function: semaphorin receptor binding; chemorepellent activity. Lineage: Eukaryota; Metazoa; Chordata; Lepidosauria; Squamata; Viperidae. The transcript has 16 exons. The coding region runs from base 345 to 2699 and encodes 784 amino acids. Gene Ontology annotation, biological process: neural crest cell migration; negative chemotaxis; positive regulation of cell migration.
UUCUUGGAAGAAUGAAGAGGCAAAAACCUGUUUGUCCCAUGCAGUUAAGUGGAUCCAUUUUAACUAUUUUAGCCAGUUGUGGGUUGCAUGUAACCCUCUUUCUCGUGAUAUAUGAAAAUCUUCGUUGCCCCAAGCUCCUUGCUUGGACUCCGAGCCAGUAGAGGGCUUCCUGGCACUCCUCCAAUCCCACUGAAGCGUUUUGGGCCUGUUUUGCCUCACCUCUGUCUCCCGGGGUCCCCACUGGAUCGCUGACCUGGAUGAACUGACCUUAAGAGCUGCCCAGUCAGGACCAGGCCCUCUCCGGCUCCUUCAACCUUCUUGGUGACGGCCUGCUGUUAACAGCUAUGAAACCGGACCAGUUCCCCUGCCUCCUGGGGUGCCUUCUGAUGGCUGCGGCCAGCGUGGGCAGCAACGUGGUGCCUAGAAUGACCUUUCAGAGAGGGGACCCCAGUCGUGAGGUCGGCACCUUCAGCCAGGAAGGGGUCCUCAACUACGACACUUUCCUCUUGAGCGCGGACGGAGCAACUCUCUACGUGGGCGGGAGGGACGCCAUCCUGGCCCUUGAUAUCAGAAGCGCCCCCAUCAGGCUGAAGGGGAAGAUACCCUGGAGCCCCAGGCCGGAGAAGAAGAGGGAGUGCGUCUUCAAGAAGAGAAGCAACGAGACGGAAUGCUUCAACUUCAUCCGCAUCCUCGUUCAGCUGAACGAGACCCAUCUUUACACCUGUGGGACCUACGCCUUCAGCCCUACCUGUGCCUACAUCGACGUGGACAACUUCACCCUGGUGGCCGAUGCCAGGGGGCAGCCCCUCCUGCAGGAAGGCAAAGGGCUCUGCCCCUUCGACCCGCGGCACCAGAACACGGCGCUCAUUGUGGAUGGAGAGCUCUACACAGGCACCAUGAAUAACUUCCAGGGGAAUGAGCCGGUCAUCUCUCGAACCCUGGGCAGCCGGACUGUUCUGAAGACUGACGGCUUUCUCUCCUGGCUGCAUGACGAUGCUGUGUUCGUGGCCUCAUUCAACAUCCCGGGACCCCCAGAUGACGAAAAGGUCUAUUUCUUCUUUGAAGAGACGGCGAAGGAGUUUGAUUUCUUUGAGAAGCUGACCGUGUCCCGCGUUGCCCGGGUCUGCAAGAACGACAUUGGAGGAGACAAGGUUCUCCAGAAGAAGUGGACCACCUUCCUCAAGGCUCAGCUCUCUUGCAGCCAGCCGGGGCUGUUCCCCCACACCGUCCUCCAGCAUGUCUUCGCUCUCCCGCAGCCGGAUGGGGGCACCCUCUUUUAUGGGGUCUUUGCUUCUCAGUGGCAGACCGGGAGCUCCGGCAGCUCAGCCGUCUGUGCCUUCAGCCUGGACGCCAUCCAGAAGGCCUUUGAUGGGAAGUACAAGGAGCUGAACAAGGACUGUUCCCGCUGGAUGACCUACAGUGGCCCCGCCAUGGAGCCCCGGCCUGGCAGCUGUUCGGUGGGGCCCUCUUCCGAUAAAGCCCUGACCUUCAUGAAGGACCAUUUCCUGAUGGAUGAGAAGGUGGCCCCUAUCCACAACCAGCCUCUGCUGGUGAAGGAGGAUGUGAAGUACACCCGCAUCACAGUGCACCAAACGCAGAAGGCCUGCGGGGCUGCCUGCACCGUCCUGUUCCUGGGUACAGACGGGGGCUCCCUGCACAAGGCGGUGGUGGUCGGCACUGAAGCCCACAUUGUUGAGGAGAUGCAGCUCUUGGAGAGGCCGGAACCCAUCCAGAACCUCCUGCUUGUUCCCGAGAAGGGCACCCUGUAUGUGGGCUAUUCCAAAGGGAUUUUGGAAGUCCUGGUGGCCAACUGCAGUAUCUAUGCCACCUGUGCCAGCUGCCUGUUGGCACGCGAUCCCUACUGCGCCUGGGAUGGGCACUCAUGCCGAGCGGUUUGGGAGGACACCAGCAACAGGACUGGCUGGCUGCAGGACGUUGAGCACGGGAAAGCUGAGGCUGCAUGCCAGCGCCACAGUGGGAAGGGGCGAGCCAUGCCAAGGUCGAGGAACGACUCUGAUGGAGUGUCACUGAAAGUGUUGACCCACCCGUUCAACUCCAUGGUGCGGCUGCCCUGCCCGCAGGUCUCUGCCCUGGCCAACUACUCCUGGACCUACCCAGAGGGCAGCUUCCCAUCACAGGAGGGGCUGAUCGUCCGGGACCACACUGGCCUGCUUGUGUUUGUGCGCAGCCACACGCUGGGCGAGUACUCCUGCUGGGCCAGCGAGAAUGGCUACCGGCAGCGGGUGGCCUGGUACGAUGUGCGCAGUGACCUCCCCAUGGACGGCGUCAGCAGCCCCAAGGGCAGCCCGGAGCACCAGGCAGUGCCCGUUGGGGAAUUGCGCUCUUACUGGUUCCAGUUUGUGACGGUGACGGUCCUGCUUUCCAUGACUUUGGCGGUGGCCAUGGCGCUGGGCUUCUUCUCCUAUCACGACAAGCUGAAAGCUAAAACGAAAGUGCAGGGUUGCAGCCUUCCCGAGUCCAGCAGGACUCCGGUGCAGGAGAAGGCCCCCCUCAACAGCAGCCAGAGCCCCCCAGGAGACAGGGACUACCAGGCGCAGGAGGCCGCCGAGGGGAGCAAAUCCUGCUGCGUUCAGGUGGAAGGUGGGAGCCGAGACGUGGAUACAGAGAACAACCGCCUGAACUGCCCCUUGAUGAAUGGGGAGGAGGCCCGAGUCACGGCAGCCCUGGAGGCCAUUUAGCUCGGGUUUUGCCGGGAGAACUUUGCGGACUCUCGGACGAGCACAAAACACCUUGCACGAUUGUAGUGCAGCUCCCAAACACCGCUAGAAGACAGCUGGUCACCUGCGGGGCCCAUUUUUAAAUGUUGUUCUUUCUUGGUUGUGUUUUGUACGACGCCACACCACCUGCAAAACUGAUACAGGGGAUCUGGAGGGGUUCCUUUCUCUCCCACCUCCUUUGUUUCUGUCUUCUCCCUAGCAGCAGCAGCAACUCCAUCUGCUUCCUUGCAGCCCAAUCUGCAAAUAUUUGCAGAUAUUUGGAAGAAAAACGUGGCUAGUCUUUGGCGUGUUCUCAUUUGGAGAUGCAGGGAGCCGUGCCACUUGGCCUCGGGUGGUGACCUCCACCUCCAGAUGUGCUGGGCUUUGUGGAGCUUCAGGGGGAGAAGGGAGGUCUGGGUGGGUUUGGAUGCUCAGGUGGGUGACAGGUGCUGCAUUUGUUUUUCUGAGCAAUGAGGCUCAAAUUUGGCAACUUGAAGAUGGGUGGAAUUCUGGGAGUUGAAGUCCACCCAUCUUCAAUUUGCUGAGGUUGAGAAACAUUGCUCUGGGGUAAUCUUAGCCACUCUAUGCAUUGUGAGAACCACUAAAAGUUUAUUUUGACUGCUGCAGCAACAGCAGCACAUUGUCGCAAUCCCUGUCUUCGCCCAUUGUUUCAUUUUUGUCCUCCUCCGUCUUGCUGUCACAUUCUGCCUUUUGUUUAGUGGUUCUCUUUUGGGGCCAAAGAAGCAGCUAUGCAAGGUCCUAAGUGAGCCCACCCCAUUCACCCCCCUCCGGUUUCCCUUGCCCUAGAAGCGCCUCCUGGCCCCUUUGGCCUCUCACUCUGCAUUCACACAUAACCUUGGCAGCCGCCAAGAUCAGAGCCUUGAUGUUUCCAAGAUGAAAGCUGGUUGUUGCUGUGUUUCUCUGUUCCUCUUGGACUCUCCCUAGUAUUUUUAGAGUUUUAAGAAUUUGGAUUUUAAAUGGUUUCCUUUGCACCAGUUGUGCCAUGCUAAGAUUAGGCUUUCCUCCAGCUUGGCAGUGGUGGUUUCCUGCCCCUUUUUAAUCUGUGCUUUGCCCAGUGGUUUUGGGUGGUGGGUUUCAGAGGAGGGGCGGCUUGGUUUUCGAUUUUUCGACAGACAGAUGCGCUUCUUGCUUAUCUUGGAGAAGCAGAAGAGAAGCCAUUGGCUGCAAGAAAAUCUCCAUUUUGUAGCAAGGGGGCUUUAAUGGAUCUAUCCAGCCUCACUUACAAGAGGUUGCUUGUGGCAUCCCUAUUUCCCCCCCCCCCCCCGCUUCUUUUCAUUGUGCAGCUUCUCCAAAAUACUUGCUGGACUUGGUGGGGGGGGGGGAGAGAGAUGGCACAGCUACAUGGGACCUUUUUUAAGGCAUUACUCUGGGAGCUAGGAUUAAUCUGUGCCUAAUCAGUGUUUCUCAACCUCUGUGACUUUAAGAUGGAUGGACUUCAACUCCCAGAAUUCCCCAGCUAGGUCUUAAAGUCACAGAGGUUGAGAAACACCAGUUUCUAUUUCUAAUGCUUGCAGCUGCUGCCCUCUGGUGAAUAAAAUGACAAUUGCACCCCACCAGUUCUUUGGUCCCUGCCCGGUACUGGAGAAUUUUACUGCUUGGUCCCCACCGAGGGCACACAGAAUGUAUUAUUUCUCGUGUUUACAAUCCGUGUCAUUUAUUGUUGGUUUCAAUUCAGUGUUAUUUGAGUGGAAGACUCUUGAGAACCCCUUCAAGGUUGUAGAAUGGGUGGGAGGGAAGGAAGGGGCCUGGGGAAGAGCCCCUCACCCCUGAAAGCUGUUUCAGAAAAUAUUCUGCCAAAUACCUGGGUCUGCUGUUCAGUGCCAUGCAAGGACAAUUGCAAAAAAAUACAAAACCAGUUUGUAUCUCAUCUACUUAAAGAACUACCCUUAAAAAUGUGAGGUGCGAAGAGGACCUGGGUUGCAAAAGCAAAAGACCAGGUAGAUAAGCUGCCCCGGGUCCUUUAUUAAACACUUGGUGCGUGCAUGUCUCUGUGUGUGUGUUUCUCCUCUCUCGGUGAGCAGGAGAGUGGUGUCUUUAAUUGUGGUAUUGGAGCAGCAUGUCUCUUCCGAAGAACAAGAGUUGGUAAUCUCUUUCAGUUAAAGAAAUUAUCGGUAUUUUCACUGGCCUGUUUGCCACCCAUUUUGGGAAGGGGAAAGAAUAUAUGGAAGGAAAGGGACUUUUAAAAAGGGGUCAGAUGAUACAAAGAAGGGAAGAGAUCUAAAGAAAUGGGUGAGAGCGUCUCCUUUACCCCAGCCAGCCAAGGACGUGCAGCCUGGGAACAAUUGCAAAAGGAGAAGGGAGUCAUCCGUUGGCAGAGAGAUGUUGGGUUUCAACCGGCAGAUUUAAAACUACCUGCUGCUAAUCAAAAAUGUUUAAAACUAGAAGGUGGCCGGUUCUCCUCCUGCCUCUCAAAUGUUUGGGUGCAAGAAGUCGGAAAAUUUCGUUGUCCCUUUGUGGGCUGGAGAAGGAAAAGGAUGUUGCAAGGAGCUGAAAAUAGUUUGUUUGGUGUGCAAAUAGGUUUCAUUCCACGAUGGUUUCUGGUCAAAGAGGCUGGAAGAUAUUUGACGUACAAACACCUCCCUGGCUCUUGUGGUCAGAGAAGGAAGGAAGAGUAGUUGCGCUGUGGCAGAGCCCCUGCAUCAAACUAUCUGCAGGGUUUUUAAAAAGUGCUGAUUUUCAGCUCAAUUCCAUAGAAAAAAGUGCAUGUUCAUUCAUGACUGGCUGUUUGUUGCAAUGUUGUUCCUAACCUUUUCCUAAAAGAAAAAAAAAGAUGUAAAUCAUUGUGUUUAUACAAACUAUUUUUAUUAAAAAGUGUUAUGUGGUUGUCCAAUGGC